GGAGAGGCGCUGACAGAGCCCAGAGGCAAAAGGAAGGGUACAGGCACUGCCGCUGAGAGGAGAUCGAGAGACAGGGGGUGCACAUGACAACCAGCAUGCAGAGAUGUCAGAAGAGGCAGAAGUGGAUGUGAGAGACAGACACACACAGAGACACAGAGAGCGAAAGAGGGCAAGAGACUUGACUUUAAGAGACUCCUGCACUGACAACUCCAUGCAGUUCGGAACAAGAACGGCAGCGACCGACUCUGGUUUCAUGGGGACAUGGCAGAACACUGACACUAACCUCUUAUUCAGAAUGUCCCAACAGGCUAUCCGCUGUACACUGGUAAAUUGCACAUGUGAAUGUUUUCAGCCAGGGAAGAUAAACCUGAGAACCUGUGAUCAGUGUAAACAUGGCUGGGUGGCACAUGCCUUGGACAAGCUUAGUACUCAGCACCUCUACCACCCAACCCAAGUGGAGAUUGUGCAGUCCAAUGUUGUGUUUGACAUCAGCAGCCUGAUGCUCUAUGGUACUCAGGCUGUGCCUGUGAGACUGAAGAUACUACUUGACCGACUCUUCAGUGUACUGAAGCAAGAGGAGGUGUUGCAUAUUCUACAUGGCUUAGGCUGGACACUGCGAGACUAUGUUCGAGGCUACAUCCUUCAGGAUGCUGCAGGCAAGGUGCUGGACCGCUGGGCCAUCAUGUCCAGGGAAGAAGAGAUCAUUACCCUUCAGCAGUUCCUGAGAUUUGGAGAAACCAAAUCCAUUGUGGAGCUGAUGGCAAUUCAAGAAAAAGAAGGGCAGGCUGUGGCUGUGCCAUCUUCAAAGACAGAUUCAGAUAUAAGGACUUUUAUUGAAAGCAAUAAUCGCACCAGGAGCCCAAGUCUCCUUGCUCACCUGGAGAAUAGCAACCCUUCCAGCAUUCAUCAUUUUGAAAACAUCCCAAAUAGUCUUGCAUUCCUGCUUCCAUUCCAGUACAUAAAUCCAGUCUCUGCUCCGCUACUGGGGCUGCCUCCAAAUGGCCUCCUGCUGGAACAGCCAGCAAUGAGGCUCCGUGAACCAAGCCUUACGACCCAAAAUGAAUAUAAUGAGAGCAGUGAAUCUGAAGUUUCCCCUACACCUUUCAAGAAUGAGCAAACAUCCAGCAGGAAUGCUUUGACCAGCAUCACAAAUGUUGAGCCCAAAACUGAGCCAGCCUGCGUCUCUCCUGUUCAGACACCUACACCUGUCAAUGAUUUAUCAAAACCAGAACACACUAAAAGCUCAUUUCGCAUUCACAGAAUGAGGAGAAUGGGGUCGGCCUCCAGGAAAGGAAGAGUGUUUUGCAAUGCAUGUGGCAAAACUUUCUAUGACAAAGGUACUCUUAAAAUCCACUACAAUGCUGUUCACCUGAAAAUCAAGCACCGGUGCACUAUUGAGGGCUGCAACAUGGUCUUCAGCUCUCUCAGAAGCCGCAAUCGCCACAGUGCUAACCCCAAUCCCCGCCUCCACAUGCCUAUGUUAAGGAAUAACCGCGACAAAGAUCUAAUUCGUGCUACAUCAGGUGCCGCCACUCCAGUCAUAGCAAGUACAAAAUCCAGCCUAACUUUAACAAGCCCUGGGCGUCCACCAAUGGGGUUUACCACUCCCCCUCUAGAUCCUGUACUACAGAACCCUCUUCCCAGUCAGCUGGUGUUCCCAGCUUUAAAGACUGUCCAACCUGUUCCUCCUUUUUACAGAAAUUUACUUACUCCUGGAGAGAUGGUGAGUCCUCCAACCUCACUCCCUACCAGUCCAAUAAUACCAGCAGUGAGUGGCAUGGAGCAGCAUCCCCCUCCUCCUUCAGAGUCAUCAGUACCUUCAGUGCUGAUGCCCACCCCAGAGCCUAAUGCUGACCUUGCCCCCAAGAAGAAGCCAAGGAAGUCGAGCAUGCCAGUUAAAAUUGAAAAGGAAGUUAUUGAUACUGCCGAUGAGUUUGAUGAUGAAGACGAAGAGGUGAAUGACAGCAGCACGAUGGUGAAUGACAUUGGUCAUGACAAUCACUGCCAUUCUCAGGAGGAAAUGAGCCCAGGACUGUCUGUGAAAGACUUUUCCAAAAGUGACAGAAGCAGAUGCAUUUCCAGACCAGACAUAAGAAGGGCAGACAGCAUGACAUCAGAAGACCAGGAGCACGAGAGAGACUAUGAAAAUGAGUCAGAGUCAUCAGAGCCCAAAUUGUGUGAGGAAUCCAUGGAAGGCGAUGAUCGCCUCCACGAAACUGGUGAAAAAUCUAUGAUGCACAGUGACAGACCAGAUGAAAACCACAAUGACUCUUCCAACCAGGAUGUCAUUAAGGUGAAGGAAGAGUAUACAGACCCUACAUAUGAUAUGUUCUACAUGAGCCAAUAUGGACUGUACAAUGGAGGCAGUGCCAGUAUGGCUGCCCUUCAUGAAAGUUUUGCUUCUACAUUCAACUACAGCAGCCCUCAGAAGUUCUCCCCAGAAGGUGAAAUGUGCUCCAGUCCAGACCCCAAGAUCUGCUAUGUGUGCAAGAAAAGUUUCAAGAGUUCCUACAGUGUGAAGCUUCACUACAGAAAUGUUCAUUUAAAAGAGAUGCAUGUCUGCACAGUGGCUGGCUGUAACGCUGCGUUCCCAUCACGGAGAAGCCGAGACAGACACAGUGCUAACAUAAACCUGCACCGUAAACUGUUGACCAAAGAACUGGAUGACAUGGGCCUGGACACCUCACAGCCUUCUCUUAGUAAGGACCUCCGUGAUGAAUUUUUGGUGAAGAUAUAUGGUGCUCAGCAUCAGAUGGGGCUCGACAUAAGGGAAGACACCUCCUCGCCUGCUGGUACUGAGGAUUCCCAUAUGAAUGGGUAUGGCAGGGGCAUGUCAGAAGACUAUAUGGUCCUAGACCUGAGCACCACCUCCAGCAUCCAGUCCAGCAGCAGUAUCCAUUCCUCAAGAGAAUCUGAUGCAGGAAGCGAUGAGGGCAUUCUCCUGGAUGACGUCGAUGGGGCAAGUGACAGCGGGGAAUCUGCCCACAAGGCAGAUGCCCCUGCCUUAGCUGUAGGUAUGGGCACCGAUGUCCCAGGAUCCCUCAUGUUCAACAGUGUUUCGGUGAGCAACGGUGGGAUAAUGUGUAACAUUUGCCACAAAAUGUACAGCAACAAGGGAACCCUCAGAGUGCACUAUAAAACAGUGCACUUGCGAGAAAUGCACAAAUGCAAAGUCCCUGGGUGCAACAUGAUGUUCUCCUCUGUCCGUAGCCGAAACCGGCACAGUCAGAACCCCAAUCUGCAUAAAAACAUUCCUUUCACUUCAGUAGAUUAGUUCAAGGAUGGACACAGCAUAAUGCCAGCUCUCAGAGAGGGCCCACCACAUCUGAACUGCCAUAUACAGUCUCUCUUUAUAUAUAUAUAUAUAUAAAAAAAAAAAAUAUACAUAUAUAAUCUUUUUCUUUUCUUUUUUAAUGAAAGAAACACCAGGUGCUUUUUCCCCUUUGUUGGUUGUUGGGGUUUUUUUUUUUCCUUUUUUUUGGGAUAGAAACAAAAAGGUGGGAUCUUUAAUUUGGGGGGAGAGACCCUUCAUAAAAAAGCAAACUAAAACAAACAACCAAACCCACAGAAAACUUGCAGUUGUCCCUAGUUCUGUUAGAAUGUUCUUGGUCAUCUCCAAAGAGACAAUUUGUUCUACCCAUGACUUUUGCCUGAAAAAAAAGAACAAAAAACAACAAAAAAAAUGCAAACAAACAAAAAGAAAAAAAACCAAUCUACUUAGUUGUCUUUGUGUCUUCUAAGCAUUGGGGAUAACGUUCUACUAAGCAUGGCUGUUAACACUUGUAUAUAUAUAUUGAGCCUUGACAGGCCUAUGAUGUAAAACAAUUGUAUUGAUGGUGGUUUAACUCUUAUUUUUUUGCUUAAUUUUUACAGUUACAUUCAGCUGUUAGAUAAGCAGGAAAAAUAGUUUGCUGGCUAGUUCUACUCAUUUAUGUUAGCUUUAAUGCACAUUUUUAAAAGAACCACGGUCUUGUUUUAACUACCUGCUAGAUAUAAGUAAUACAGAGGUGCUGGCAUGCUUUACAGUACCUGAUCUGAUACAGUUUUUUUGUCUUGUACUAUUACAUAAAUCCAGUCAUGCACUUUUUCGUACACUACAAGGGGAUGUGUAAUAAUAUCCAUGCUUUUUUUUUUCUUAAACUAUUGCCAUAUUUUCAGUAAGUGUCUUUAAAAAAAUACACUUAGAUAAAAGUGGUCUGGUCAGUAUGAGGGCAUGAAUGCCAAACAAAGAGUAUUAGUGUUUAGUGUUAAUACAAAAGUGCCAACUUUGCACACGUUUUGAAAAAAGAAAAUGUAGUUAUUCACCAUAACCACAGUUGUAGUUUUUGGACUCCAGAAAAAAGUACUGGGGAGGGAAGAGGGGUAAAGUGAAAUACAGAAUUUUUGGUGCUUUUUUCAAGUGCCAAUUAUUACUAGAAACAAUAGUGCAUCCUUAUUCCUUAUAUACUACAUUACAUAAAAGAAAAAAACCCAGAAUCGUGUCAUGUGAAUCAGUGGAAACUUUUUUUUUUUGUCAAACAUGCAUAAUAUUUGGGGAUAUAAAUGCUGAUACUACUUGUCACAGAACAAAGAUGAAUAUAAUUUUGUGUGCUUCUUACUAUGGCCUGGAUUUUUUGUGGUGUUUUAAAAAAAAAAAAAGAACAGGGAAAUAAUGUUAACUAUGUUGUUCUGUAAAGUUGUCUUUUUUGCAAUGGAAAGUGCUGUAGUAUGAUUAAGGCAUGUUUUAUAGAAGCAAUCAAAAGAAAUUAAUGGCAGAAGCACUUAGAAGCUCUGAAAACAUAUGCUGGACUUUUUAUUGAGUAACUUUCCCUUUGGAUAAAAUUAGAGGCCAGAAAAAAAGGUUCUCUAGUUGUGUUAAUGUUUUGUGUUUCACCAAUACGGUUUGUCAGAAAAUAAUGAAAGUCCAAGAAAGAGAGCAAGCAAGAGAGCAAGCAUGAACAGGAGAGGGAGAAGGAGCAAGCAGUUGAGAAAGGCAGAGAGAAAGAGAGGCUGUCCUAUGAAUCUUUUUUGUUUCCGGUGUUUACACAUGUUGCUUGAGCUGGUAAACCACACUGGCAGCCUGAGUUACCACAACAUACUGACUGAGUGAUGGUAUUUACUUAAGUUCAGUCUACAGCCAAAACCAUUAGGGUGUGUGUUGUAGACUCUUUUCUUUACAAAAACAAUAACAAAAGCAAAAACAAACAAACAAACAAUUGAAAACCCAAGGGAUAUUUCAGAAUACAAGAAAAUAUUCCUUCAGUGAGAAUGUGUUCCUCUUCUCUAUUUACUGACCCAGAACAUUAUUCUUCUUAGCCAAGAGUUAGAAAUGCUCCAUUGUUUCAGCUUGUCAUUGUUUUGAUUUCCUGUGCAUUGUGAUUAUUCUUACCUUUAUGUCCACUUGAGUCCUAAACUCCUGUUACGUGUUCUAGAGGAAACUCUUAAUAUGGAUUUCCUCUUUUUUAGUACUCUUCAUGCAUUUCAGUAUUCUUGUUUCCAAAAGUAGGAAUCAAUAGCUAAUAAAUCAAUAUUUCCAGUUGUAGAAAAUAAAAGAAAAAUCUUUCUAAAUGAGUUCUCACUAGGUUCCUAUGGGUUACAAGCCUCUGAUCAUUUUUUGAUUCUGUACUCUGAUGAAGCCCUGAAAACAUUUGUGUAUCCCACAUAAACUGUAAGGAAAAUUUACCUUCUGGUUUAACAAAAAGAAACUUUAUAGCAAAAAGCUAAGCAGUUUCACUGACUUUUUUUCUUUCAUCUUUUUUAUUUUUCCUCAAAGUCUCAACUACUUUGCCUUGUUAAAUUGAGUGGAGAGAUCUGCUUCGCUUUGCUUUAUGUUGUACAAGCUCAGUGUGUUUGUGAGAGAGGGAAAUUACAACAGUAAAGGUGCAUUCUUCUGAAACACAUGGACCUUUAUAGUGUUAUCUGUACUGCACUCCCGUCCCUCCUCCCAGGCUAUUAGGAACAAGCAAGAUGGGAAGUCUAAAAAACAAAACAACAAAAAUUGAAUGAUAUCUACAGUAAGAAAACCCCACUGUUUUGUAGUAUGUAUGGUAUAAAUAAAUACCAUUUUUAAUGAAAAACACAUUUAAGGGAUAUAAAUAAUUCCUCACUGAAUGCAUCACUGUUCUGCAUUCUCAUUUCACUCAGUUUCUGUUAGAGGUCAAAUGGUUUUGGUAAACUUGUUUGGAAACUUAAACAUCAUCAGUAAAUAAAUUCAGCAGAAAAAUUACAUAGAAAAAAAUCUGUUUAUUACACAAAAUGAAACAGGACAUUCUAAAAGUAAAGAAGCGGGCACAAACCUCCAAAAACUUUUAGAAGCUCUGCUAUCCUACUUUUAUGGCAUCCUAAACUUCAUUCAGAUUUUGUUUAAGCCAUGUAGGAGAUACUAUCUCCGUCUUGUGGACAGAAUAUUACUCACUGUUAUUUCUAGGUGAAUCAAGUGGUUUCUUCAGUGCUAGCGAUACUAAUCUCAGAACAGUCUGUUUUAGAAGGGCACAUACACUUAUGUUGAAUUGAAUGGCAUUUCCCUCCUUCCUACUUAACACGCAUCUGUAUGAGAAUCUGUAUUUAUCAGAAUUUUUCCUGUGGUGGAAUUUGUAUCAUCUAAAGUUAUCUGAAAAAUCCUUAAAAAUGCUGUGUGGUAGAAGUUUUGUUUUACUGACAGAAAGUAGCAUCUCUGGGUGAUCUCAGCAGCGACCCAAACUGCAGUAGGCAUAAUGACCAAACACCUCAUGUGUCCAGCACAGGGCAUGGCUGUAAUGGUGUGAUGACAAGAUAAGUGUUGUGCAGUUAUUUAUGCCAUCACAAACCUGUGGCUAUCCCUUCAGUUUCCAAACCUGUCAGUCUAAACCUUUUUACAAGAAUUAGACCAACUUUGAGGAGGAGACUCUUCAUUUUACAUGGAGUUUGUUCCUUCUUGUUUGCUUCUUACAGUUAUUGUGGUCACUCUUUCCACAUUGUUUCACUGUUUACUUUAUUCAAGGUAGUUGUAUUUUUCUGUAAAUAUCAAAAAGGCUUUGUCUACUUUUAGGAAAUAACUCUUUGUACUGAACCUCCUUUAGAAACAGAACUACAUGUCUGGAGGUUGUUAAGCAUUUUUCUUUGUUUUGGAGGGGAGGGGUCAGGAAAGCAUGUGAUACUGGUUAAUAACUAGAUAUCUUUUGAAAACCUGUAUGAAACAAUUUGGAAGGAAAACAGGAUAGUCAAAGCACAAGAAUGGAAACCAGAAGUUUUAAUACCACUGGUGGCCCCUUCUCACUGGUUAGUCUUGGACAGAUCAUAUCACUUACUUACCCAUUUGUGUUUCAAUCUGUUAAAAUAUGGCUAACACUAAUAUGAUCUUCCCCAUAAGGGUGCUCCUGUGAGGACUAAUUAGCUGGUGUUAGUAAAGAGCUAAUUUAAGUCAUAAAUAUUUUUGCAACCUUACAAUAUUGAGUCAAUUUUUCUGAGCUAUAUCUCAAGCAGGGACAUUUUUUUAUGGCUGAGAUUUUAACUUUGCCUCUCAAACUGCAGCUGGCACCAUGGUGACACUGGAGUUGUGCAUACAAAGUAUAAGCACUCUGUCACUGAGUCACAACUCAAUUUGACAAAACAUGGAAGGUAUAGAUUAAGAAGCCUAUUAGCACAUACACACUGCUCUUAAAGGUCUCUCAAAGGCUUUUCAUGACUGAGCUCACAAAAUUUGUAUGUUUUCUAGGGAUCUGUAGAUAUUUUGCACAGCAGAAAUUGUGCACCAUAUUUGUCAUGAGUAAACUUCAGAGCAUUCCCUUCCUUCCUUCCUUCCUCCCUCCCUCCCUCCCUCCCUCCCUUCCUUCCUUCCUUCCUUCCUUCCUUCCUUCUUUCCUCCUUCCCUCCCUCCCUCCCUCCUUCCCUCACUUCAUUCCAUUGUGGAAAUGAAAAGGUACUUUCUCUGCCUGUUCCAGAAUUUUUUCUUUUUUUUUUUUUUUCUUUCACCUAUGCAUUUCCCAUUCCAUCCCCAAAAAGGAACUGUUCAGGAAAAAGAGUAGAGUCAGGUUCUAAACAGUAAAGUAGCUGCCAGGGGAGGUCAGCACCUCCAUUGAUGUGGUCCAGUACAGCUAAUAGGAAGUGGGGCUGCAGGGAUCCACUUGAGUUUUCCCUGAGUUUUAGUCUUCUCAAUUAACACAGUUAAGGAUCUAGCAUAGCUAAUUAUAUGAGGUUGGAAUGUGCCUAAGCAACAAGACAAAGAGCUGUGUGGGUAUCUGGAAAGCUCAGAAACAUAAUGAUUCAAGGUCUGAUCUGUUCCAAAGUUAGGAACCAUUUACAAGACGAGAGAUUUAGUUCCAGAAAUUUCUCCUUCAAUGGGUAUGAUGUUUUAAAGUCAAAGAAGUGCUUCGUUUGGACCCAUUUUUCACAAGGUUGUGAGCAAUGUCAGCUGCCAUCAGAAAACAGAACAUCUUUUCAGAAAUGUAUUUGUACUCAAAUUCUGCAGGACAUUUUCACAGCAUCAUUGGUGGUAGGGGAAGGAAUAAGGGAGGGAAAGUGUUUGAUCCAGGAGUGCACACAUGCUCCUCUAAAUCUUUUUGUGCCAGUUAUGUGAAGAGAAGUAUUACUCCUUCUUCUGUCCCCAGAAUGUUUUUGUCCUUUUUCUCUUUGGGUUGAGUUAACAGAAUUACUCUCUUUUAUUUCAAAAGAGAAGCAAAGGUGUCUGUACUAAGGGCAAGGAGGCAGCAGGAGUUCUCUGUGGGGAAAAGGUGAGUGGCAGACAGAUGAUGGCAGCUGGUAUAUGUCAGUUCCUUCUUAGUUGUUUUUUUUUUUUUUAUGUCACUACUUUGCUGCUAUAGUAACUCAACAAAACAGUGACUGUAGUGCUACUUUGCUAGAUAUGCAUCAGUAUAUCCUGCUGUUGCCACAUGAUGAGUUGGGCUUUUUUCCUCCUCCUGUAGGGACAUAAAAGGAACUCUUCUCCAUACCCAUUUUUACUUUAUGAACAGAGCAACAUCAUAUGAGGGACUGAACCUUUCACCCACAUGUUUGCCCAAGUACAUGUCUGUUCCAAUCCCAUGGUUUCUGUCUCUUCUUGCCAAGCAGCAUUAUCACUGCCUUUAAAAUGGCCUGUAACAGAGUGACGCAGCAACUUUUUUACAUAAGUAAUAUUAUCUUGAGUCUGUAAUUAACCUGUCUUAUGUGGCUUGUUUUCUCUGGUCAAGUCAUGAUAUUGAAUGACAGCUUUGAUUUUUUGAUCAAGAUAUUGAUCAUGUAUAUCCUGAUGCUGUUGCUGUUAUGUUUGGCACUGGCACUGAAAGGAAAACAGUUCUGGACCACCAAAGGGUUAAAAAACGGACAUGUUUUUGACAAGUCCUCUGACUUUUGCCAGUAUUAUUGUUCAUUAUGAUGACACUGUAUUUUUUUUAAUAGCAGCUGUAGUUGUCAUAAAACUAUUUUCCCAUUCCUCUCCUUUAAAGUGUGAUGUUGUAAAUUCAUGUGACCUUUCCUGCAAAGAAUAAAUAUUUCUUUUUUUAUAUAAGAUCUCAAGACAAGGCUUGGUUUGUAACAAAUAGUGGCCCAUUACAAAGCAGGAAAAAAAACCUGAGCUGAGCAGAAAGAAGCUUCAGUUCAAUUUCACCUCAUAUCUUUCUAAUAACUUACUUGUCACUUUAUUACCUUCCAGUAAUGUGAAUGCUGCUGACAAGACUGUCACACUAACAGCAGACAACACCCUCUCUUCCUUAGCCCCAGCUCUCCUGGCUACUUAUUGCACUGGCCCUGAAGGGACACAAACUAAUAGUGUGCUUUCAAGUUCAGCACUUGGCCAUCAAAUAUAAAAGGAUGCGUAAUUGCCUGUUUAUCCCCUGUGAAGGGGAAAUUGAGUAUAAGAACCAGGCUUUCCCUCCCCGUUCCUUGACACACACACACACACAUGCACACACACAUCUGCAGUGAGUGAAGGGAAGUCCCAUCUGGAGCGCUUCGAUUUGUCUUUGGGAAGCCCAAGGCUGCCACUGGCUGCUCUAUCGAGCUAUCAGGCAGACAGUAACAAGAUGGCUUCUUAACAAAAGGUCAGCUGAGAAAUACUGUCUGUGAUGGCACUUUUGUCUGCUUAAGUAGCAACUAAUUGCUUUGUAUUGGCAUAAGCCAUACUGUGCCUGCUAGAAAUAGUCAUGUGAAUUUGCUACAGGUCUUGCUGCGUAGGUUCAGUGGCAAACAGAAUACGCGGAGUUUUCUUUUUCUGGUUUAGCCCAUCCCUUGGCAAAUUUCAGAGCAGUGCCAUCCUCUCAGGUUUCUAUGGUAAAUGCCAAUUCAGAUAUCGUUUCUGCCAUGAUAGGAACAUCUCCUGCUGAGGUCAAUGUGAACCUCUGUAAAGUGUUAGGGAAACGUAUCUGAGACACAGUCUGCUGCCCUCAUACAAGGAGGAAUUAUUUCUGAUUUAUCCCUUCAUUUACAAUAACACUGCCAAAAUACAGGCUCCACAAGCGCUUCUCAGAUGAGGCCAUCAAGAGAGAGUUUGAUGGUGAAGUAGCUUGGGAGCACAUACUAUGUUUUAAGGUGUUCUAAGUGCAUGAAGGCCAGCAUACCUGGCUUCAGCCACUCCCCUUCCUUUUUACUGUAUGCUGACUGGCUGCUGAAUAGCGGUUGAAAAUUCAAGUAGGCACAGGGGCAGCUGAAGCGUGCGUUCCUUGCAGGGUCAGCAGCGUUCCUCUGCCAAGAUCGUAACACCAGAUCCCGUGUGUGCUGUGAGUGCUGGACACUGUGGGUUGAAUGGUGCUGGUGGCCGGUGCAGCACCGAAAAAGACAAAGACAGGUUUCAGGCAAAGCCCAAGACUGGGAGACCUAAACACAACCAUUCUGGGGUUCAUUGUUUUUCGUAUCCUUGGAUCGAUUCAUGGCAUUAGUGGGCUGCAGCUCCUCUUUGCUGGUUCCGGAUGCUAAUACUGUCUCCAGCACUAUGUGGUAAUUUGAUAUUUGCUGCAACAGAGGUGAUGCUACCCACUAUAAAUAUGCUGAGGCCUUUUACCAGUCAAAGGUCACUGAUCUUUUCCCUCCUUUUCCUUCCGAGUGCAUCAGAAGCUAUAAGGGUGAAACCAGUAGACAACUUCCUGAGGCCUGUUUGUGUCAGAAGUGUAAAGGCUGAGCCCUGAUUCUCCUCCCCUGUCAACUCCAUGUGCACAGGGCACUGACAGAGGUGGGAGCAGCCGGAUUAGCUGACCUGCGCUGAUGAGCUUGGGCAGGCCUAACAGCCUUUCUUUCUGUAUCAUUUCUGAGGCUGUUUGUGGAGACUGAGGACUUUCUGAUCAAAGAAAGCAUUUGGGUCCUGUGUGUGUGUGUGUGUGUGCACACGUGUGUGUGUGUGUCAGACAGACAGAGAAGGAGAAACAGACACAGCAUUUAGAACAAAGAGCCUUAAAAUUAAGAUUACAAAUGGGCAAAAUUACAUAAUUUUCAUCACACUUACCUAUAGGUAUAUUUCCUCUUAUGUGCUUAAGAGCAUGAGAAGCAUGAGUGAGCAAAUGUCUAAUGUGUAGAGAGGUUUAUUCGGAUGUUCUACACAUUUCAUAUGCUGCUCCCUUCAAAAUUUUGGAGAAAAUAUUUUAGGAAUAUCGAGAAAAGCAUCCAGGGCAAUUACAUUUCUAGAUAAGAGAGAGCAAGACUAGCUAAGUGAUGCAUAAAGAUUUUAUAAGGCAUCCGUUGUCAAACAAAAGGUUGAGAAUGAUCAGAGGAUAAUGCACAGUUAAGAUGGCAAACUCAUCAAUAGUUAAUCACAACCUGUCCACUUCUUUCACGAAAUGCAAGAGGCUGUGGACAGCGGCUCUGGGGGACCAAUGGCACUCGUGCACAUGCGUGUCUGUGCCUGAGUGGGGAAGCAUUAUGCAAUCACCACAUCCAGCUCAAGACUUCGACAGGCAUUCCACCUCCCCCCCCCCCCCCCCGCUUCCUGUGCUGAUGGGGCAGAAUGUGUCCCCUCCAUCACUGCUGUGAAACACUACGGUAGCCGCACGAAUUGUGAUUCUAGGGAUGUUCUUAUUGGUCUACCCGAUGACCUACGGAGUAAACAGAGUCACUUAAGCUGUACAAACUAAGGCUGAUUUCUUCAUUAUUUUUCAACCAUACUGUUACAUUUGGAUUUUUUUUUUUUUUUUUUUUAACAAACCCUUGUACAAUCUUCAGUCAUGGUCUUAAUCUUCCCAUUUUCUUCAGCUGUCCCCACCCCUUCUCCUUUCAUUCCAAGAGAGUCUUUAAUUAAAAUUAUCUCAGAAAAGUAAUACAGCCUCCUGAUGUUCUCCAUUUUGGAAAGUUUUAUGCAUUCCAUCUGUGAAAAUGGUCACCGUUUGUAAAGUGACAAGAUGAAUAAAAUGGCCACUGUUGUGUGUGUGUGUCUCAUUUAGCUAUUUAUAAAUAUGAAAUUCAGCAUGCUGCUUUUUCUUGUGCAAACUUUGGUUCCUAUGUCAUAUGGGGCUCCUUUCCCAUAAUGUGGCUGUUUCUUAAUGGGCAGCAUUUGUGUUCUCAGUUCAUGCCUCCUGCCUCUCCUCCAGUCUAUAAAAAAAAGGUGAUCCAUGUUCCAGUGCAAUGUAUGUGCGACAGGUGUGCAAAUAAGCUGAUCUGAACACAUUCAAAAUUUGCCCUGGCCGAAGCUCCACACACUUUUACUUACCGCAAAGCAGGUCACUGCAACCUGUUUGUACCUACGAAUAUGUCAUUGCAGGGGGCUUACCCCUGCGGCGAAAGGGGUUUGGAGUUUCUUUGUUUCACUGAAGGCUCUUGCUCACUGGCACAGUUGUUGUUUUAACAGCUUUGACUGAGAAGGUCACUUGGGCCGAGCAACAUGGCGAUUUCCUGUGUAGCCGUCUGCUGUGUUUCAGUUCUCCUGAACUGGAAAUACGGGAACCUGACUGGGGGUUCAUGCAGAGAUGUAAGCUGAGAUAAACUGGACUUGAACCUUCAUGUAUUUGGGGGUGUGUAGGGGCCUGGCAGCGGGUUCAGUCACAGAAGCAAAAAGCCUGGAAACCCCUUUCUCGGUGGGCAUGGGAGGGCUCUCACAGCCUGCGACGCACCGGCCGCAGCGAGGGGGCUGCUGUGUGGAGAAUGGCGAGCUCGCUGCUGGCUCACAAAGCUAGGCUUGUUCCUAGCUAUUGGACUUUGUCGAGACAUGUUGCUGGGGUACCCCCCAGGCACGGGAAAAUGUGGAGUCGGGGCCUGAUGGACAUUUUUACAAAGGUUCUUCUCCGUUCGGAAUAGAUGAGGCUUUUUCUUUUCACUGUUUGUUCUCAAUGUGAGCAAAACGUGAAUGCUCUGCUGUCCUGCCUGCAGAACCAAAGCAUGCACUACGGAAUAUAGCUGUACAAGGGGAUAUGAAAAACUGCAUCAUGUUGAUCUAAUAAUCGUGACAUUGGUAGCUUCAUAAAUACUGUAUGUACUCUAAACAAGUUUUUUCCAUUCGUAGUCUGAGGGAAUUAAAAGUCCUGUUUUUAAUUUGACAUUUCUUUUCUUGUAUUUUCUGUACUGUAACUGUCCUACAGUAUGUCUUUUGCAUAAAAUGCAUAAGGUUUUGGGGAUAUAAAUGGAGUUUUACUCAUACUUUGUCCAAAUACCUCUUGUAAUUUGUAUCAAAAUUCUUGUACAAUUUUUAUAUUAAAGAUUUAUCAGUCACUGA
Messenger RNA from Harpia harpyja (harpy eagle), 13582 nucleotides. It is a transcript of the gene BNC2, whose product is annotated as basonuclin 2. The coding region runs from base 104 to 3274 and encodes 1056 amino acids. The transcript is spliced from 6 exons. Gene Ontology annotation, biological process: regulation of DNA-templated transcription. NCBI's taxonomy places the organism in Eukaryota, Metazoa, Chordata, Aves, Accipitriformes, Accipitridae. The record is from RefSeq and is a predicted model, not a curated record. Gene Ontology annotation, cellular component: nucleus.